This is a messenger RNA of Thyridium curvatum, 1134 nucleotides long. RefSeq lists its product as uncharacterized. The transcript has a single exon. Gene Ontology annotation, molecular function: 4-hydroxy-tetrahydrodipicolinate synthase activity. Lineage: Eukaryota; Fungi; Ascomycota; Sordariomycetes; Thyridiales; Thyridiaceae. The coding region runs from base 1 to 1134 and encodes 377 amino acids. The record is from RefSeq and is a predicted model, not a curated record.
AUGUCUCCUCACAAUGACGCACCCUCACCGGCCGGCAGCUUUGCCGUCGGCGGCUUCAAUGCUUUCCCUCUGCACUCUGCAGCUUCUCAUUUUCGUCUGGGGGGUUUCACUACAGCUGAAGCGCCAUCACCCCUGAGCAGCUCCUACGACUGCAGCUCCCUCGACGAAGACUUGCACGUUGAUCGACCUCUGGUCCCGGGAGUCUACGUCCCUACCAUGUGCUUCUUCGAGCACGGCACGGAGAACGUGGAUGUAACCACCAUUGCCCGCCAUGCCGUGCGACUGGCCCGCGCCGGUGUCACCGGCCUGGCCACUCAGGGCUCGAACGGCGAGGCGGUCCACCUCACCCACGAGGAGAGACAGCUGGUCACUGCCACUACCCGGAAGGCCUUGAACGAUGCCGGGUACACGCACCUGCCCAUCGUCGUUGGCUGCGGCAGCCAGAGCACCCGCGAGACGAUCCAGUACUGCUGCGAGGCAUGGGAAGCAGGCGGCGACUACGCGCUGGUGCUCCCGCCGUCCUACUAUUCCCCGCUCUUCGCACCAUCCUGCGGAACGGUCCUCGACUUCUUCACGGCGGUGGCUGACGCCUCGCCCAUCCCCAUCAUCAUCUACAACUUCCCGGGGGCGGUGGGCGGGCUCGACCUCUCGUCCGAUCUCAUCGUCGAGCUGGCGGCACACCCCAACAUUGUGGGGGUGAAGCUCACGUGCGGCAACACGGGCAAGCUCAACCGCGUGGUGUCUGCCACGCGCAAGCUCGCCAAGAACUACGACGCCCGCCGGCCAGAGUUCCUUGUCCUCGCCGGGUCGGCCGACUUCACGCUCCAGUCGCUCGUGGCGGGCGGCCACGGCAUACUCGCCGGCCUGGCCAACAUCGCACCAAAGGCCUGCCUGCAGACCAUCGAGCUCUACCGGCAGGGCAAGCUGCGCGAAGCUCAGGAGGUGCAGGACAUCGUCGCACAGGGAGAUUGGACGGCGAUCCAGGGGGGUGUCGUCGGCUCCAAGGCCGGGCUGGAGGAGUGGAUGGGCUAUGGUGGGUAUGCCCGGUCGCCUCUGCCGAAGCCCACGGCAGAGCAGUCCAAGAAGUGGAAGCAAGGUUUCAGGGAGCUAGUUCUGCUGGAAAAGACUUUAUGA